Molecule: messenger RNA, 3906 nt
Organism: Verruconis gallopava
Lineage: Eukaryota; Fungi; Ascomycota; Dothideomycetes; Venturiales; Sympoventuriaceae
Exons: 3
Coding region: 737-3376 (879 amino acids)
Biological process (GO): regulation of DNA-templated transcription; chromatin remodeling
Cellular component (GO): nucleus; chromatin
Source: RefSeq, a predicted model, not a curated record
GUUUUCCCACCGCACCCGCUCUCGCUCACGCACACGCACUCGCACUCGCACGCUCACGCUUCCCUCUGCCUCACACCGCCACGCCCGCCCUCCGCACGGCCCCUCGCCCGUCACCUGACCUCGCCCGUCCAACGCCCCGGCAGCCGCACAUUCGUCCCGCGCGCUUCGCUUCCCAACCACCGCGCGCUGCUGCUCUCUUCCUUCGCGGCGAAGAAAAAAGAAAAUCUCUUUUUGGAAACCACUGUCCCCCGGCCGAUCGCUGCGAGUGACUUUUGCUAGUUGACUCGUACGUUUUAUCUCUUGGCCCGUUUGCUCCGGGGCCUCUAUUUUGUUGCUUUCUCGACGCGCCUGCACGCGAUCUGAACGCUGCGUCGCGACGUGCAGCUUCCGCACCUUGAGCGAGUCACGUGCGCUGGCCCUUCCAGAGCUUUUGUCUACCCACCGCGAUUCCUCGCCGCCAACUUCCAACCUCCCACCUUUGCCGGCGUCUGCACAUCGCCGUCGAGUCAUCGCGACCGUCCCAGCUGCGCCUCGCUAUCGCCACCGCGCAUCUACAUAAGUCACCUUUCCCACCGCUUGGCUGUUCCGGCGCGCAGCUGCCACCUGCAACCUGUGUCGCGACGCGACCGCCGCCCGCUGCGCAUCACCAAAACUUAUCCGCAACGGACUGCGCACCCGUCGCGCAUCGAUUCGCAUCACUCGAAUGUCUUGCUGAGUGCGCUGACGCUCCCCACACAUGGCUGUCAUGGCUUCAGAUACCCCCGCUGUACCCCCCGCCUUACCAGAGAAGGCACAACAACUACCGGACACGUCUCAACUGUCCGAAAAGACCCAACUCAACGGAAACACGAACCACCACGACGCACUUUUUGACGCCUCCGCGGCCCAGAACGGUAUGAGCAACGGCACGUCAGAGAACUCCACGUCCCAGGAAAGUGCUGGCGCCACAAAAGUCGUGGUCGCGGCCGAGGACACCUCCACUGCACCUGUAGAGCACGUCGAAGCUGGUAUGUCUGGUGUUGCAGAUUUCGUACCAGCCAGCGCAACAGAUUCGACAGUCCCGGCCACCGAUAUGCUGUCCACAACGACAGAACCACCUGCGGUCGCUGCAUCGACGUCUGACGUGCGUGACGAGCCGCUUCCUACAGACAUGUCGAAGCCUGCUGCUGAAGCUGCACCAGCUGCGACAGGCCAGCCCGAAGCUCUGGUUAACACCAAACCAGCAGCGCCGCAGCAGGAAGCCACCGAGGCACCCGUGGAAGACAAAAUGGACACCAGCGAGGAUGCCCCAGCAGCAUCCGAGUCGCACGUCUCCACUGAUGCAGUCCGCCUAGCGGAGAGACCGGACGAGCCAAUGGAAUCCGUUGAGCCAGCAGCAACUCCGAAUGUGUCUGCAGUGGUAUCGACGCUACCAGUACCCGGACAGGAGGCCAAGACCCAAACACAAACCCAGCAAGAGCAAGCAACGGCGGGUCAGGUGCGCCCGCGCGAAGAGGACGAGGAGGCAGAACCAGUCGCAAAGCGUGCAAAGACAGAAGGCACGGAGGAGGGUGCAGCGGCUACGGACUCUGCACAACCAGCUGCACCUACCGGCGCGGCGGCAUCAGCGCCAGAGCAAACAAAUGCAUCUGCGGCUGACGCAGAGGCAUCAACGUCGGUGCCAGCCGCCAUCCCAGCACCGAAACAACCACCGUUGGACUCGAACCCGAUCACCCCAACGCAAACAAAGUUCUUGCUCGAGCAGAUCCGAAAAGCAAAGAAGACUAAGAGUGCGCUGGCUUACCUUACUCCUGUCGACUAUGUUGCAUUGAACAUUCCCACGUAUCCCGACAUCAUCAAGAACCCGAUGGAUCUAAAAACUAUGGAAGAGAAGUUGAAGCAGGGCAAAUACCGUACGGCGGACGACUUGAUGACCGACUUCGAAACGAUGGUGCAGAACUCGCAGAUUUUCAACGGCCCACAGCAUCCAGUUGCACAAGCAGGACAAUCGCUGCGUGCGUACUUCAUAAAAUGUGUCAGCAUGAUGCCGAAAGGCGAGGCUGCAAAAGCUACUGAGUCGAAGCCCAAGAAAUCUGAGCCUGCGGCUCCCAAGGCGCCACGACCUGCUCGUCAAGCUAGCACAGUGACCGCAAAGUCACCCGCAUCUGAGAAGCCAGCCGGCUUUUUGAACGAGCAUGGCAUGCCGAUCAUACGGCGCGAUUCUUCGGCGCAGAACGACCGUCCCAAGCGGGAGAUUCACCCUCCAAAACGCGACUUGCCCGCAAGCUCUGCGCGACCAAAGAAAAAGAAGGCGCAGCUCGAACUUCGGUUCGCAGAGACAGUUGUUGCAGAGCUUCACAAGAAGAAGCAUCAAUCCUUUACCUACGCUUUCCUGUAUCCUGUUGACCCGGUUGCUCUCAACAUCCCCAACUACCUACGCAUCAUCAAGAAGCCAAUGGACUUCGGCACCAUCCUGACCAACCUCAAGAACGGACAGUACUCGAGCGCGAAGGAAGUUCAUGCGGACUGCAAGCUUGUUUUUGCGAACUGCUACAAGUUCAAUCCUCCUACCGAUGCUGUCUUCAAGAUGGGCAAGGAAACGGAGGAGCUUUUCGACAAGCUGUGGGCAAACAAAGAUCAAUGGAUUGCAGACAACCAGCCCCAGUCCGAACCGGCCUCAGAAGAGGAAGAGGAGGAUGUCGAGGAGGAAGAAGAGGAGCCCGAGGAUCCCAACAUUCGCCGCAUGCAGGAAAUCCAGGCCCAGAUCGCGGCACUCUCUGCCGAGGCUCAACAGCUUAUCCAGCCUACCCGACGCAUGUCGCCAAAGGUGUCGACCAAGUCCAAAUCCGCAAAAGCUAGCUCCAGCAAGCCCAAAGCAGCAUCGAAGAGCCAGACCGUCUCCGCUCCAAAGUCGAAGCCCAAGAAGGCAUCGAAGCCCAAGAAGCUUACCUUGGACCAGAAGCGAGAAGUGUCCGAAGGCAUCGCCAAUCUGGAUGAAGCAAAGAUGCGCAAGGCGGUCCAGAUCAUUCGAAAUGGCGUGCCGUCUCUUGCAAAUGUCCAAGAUGACGAGCUUGAGCUCGACAUUGAUGAGAUCCCAGAGGAUGUCGUCUACAAGCUUUGGGAGUUUGUAAAAGCCUCUGCUCCAAAGCGCGAGCGCGAACCUAGCCCAGAUUAUGUUGACGACGAUGAGGACGACACGUACCAAGCUCGUUCCACAGGUGUCGGCGGUCCACGCCGCAAGAACAAGCCGAUGAAAGCGCAGGAGCAGGAGGAGCGCAUCAAACAGCUGCAAGAGAAGCUGCAAGGCGGCGGAGUUUCCGGCUCGUCUGCGAGCCCUAUUGCUCAGCACCAUGAGAGCGAAGAUGAGGGCGACAGUGAGUCGAGUGAGGAAGAAUGAUGGCUUGCUUGUGACGGCAUGGCGCUUUCGACCUGCUCGAAGGCGCUCUCCGUUCUGAUCCCCACUCUCUAUAGUCGUCUGGGCUUCUCAUUUCUUUCCUUCCCCCAUUUCCCUUCUUCCCACGAACGAAUAUGUAUAAUUACUGCUGGCGCAGUGCCCGCAAAGACGAGUGCUGAAAGAAUUUUGUGACACCAUUACGUAGUUAUAACUGGGGACGGUUCAAGUGGUUUAUUUUUUGUACGAGAAACAGAUGAAGAGGUAUCGAUCAGAUAGUUCGGCGGUUUUGCCGAAGAACGUCUGCGGAGGAAAGCUACUUUCCGCGUUCUAUGCCGCAUGAUGGAAACGGGCAAUACACAUGCUUCCUGCUUCCUGAUUGCAAAACUGCGCUUUGUAGUAUGAGAUUCAGCAGCUUUAGGGGUCGAGCGAAGCGAAAUUGAAUGGACGUGGUUCGUUGUCGCGUGUACAAUGUGCUUUCCAGAGUUCCCAGACAUUCCCAGAGUUCCUCUAUGACAGAUUGCUUCCCAGCAUCA